UAAAUUAAUGGUGAAUCAUAUCAAAAUAAUGAAAAAGUAAAUAAAAUUUGUAAUUAACUUCUAUAUGUAUUACACACACACAAAUAAUAAAUAAUAGUAAAAAAAAAUUAUGAUAAAUAUUUACCAUCUCAUAAAGAUAUUUAAAAUAAUGAUAAAAAUAUAGAUUAUUUUUUAUGCAACUAGCUAGCCAAAAAGAGAACACGGGUAUAUAUAAAAAGAGUACCUUUAAAUUCUACUGUACUUCCUUUAUUCCUGAAGUUUUUAUAUCAAGUGGACAUACGUGAAGAUUUUAAUUAUCAGUCUAAAUAUUUCAUUAGCACUUAAUACUUUUCUGUUUUAUUCCUAUCCUAUAAGUAGUCCCGAUUCUCCCAACAUUGCUUAUUCACACAACUAACUAAGAAAGUCUUCCAUAGCCCCCCAAAAAUGAAGAGCACCAUCUUCUUUGCUCUCUUUCUCUUUUGUGCCUUCACCACCUCAUACCUACCUUCAGCCAUCGCUGAUUUCGUGCUCGAUAAUGAAGGUAACCCUCUUGAAAAUGGUGGCACAUAUUAUAUCUUGUCAGACAUAACAGCAUUUGGUGGAAUAAGAGCAGCCCCAACGGGAAAUGAAAGAUGCCCUCUCACUGUGGUGCAAUCUCGCAAUGAGCUCGACAAAGGGAUUGGAACAAUCAUCUCGUCCCCAUAUCGAAUCCGUUUUAUCGCCGAAGGCCAUCCUUUGAGCCUUAAGUUCGAUUCAUUUGCAGUUAUAAUGCUGUGUGUUGGAAUUCCUACCGAGUGGUCUGUUGUGGAGGAUCUACCAGAAGGACCUGCUGUUAAAAUUGGUGAGAACAAAGAUGCAAUGGAUGGUUGGUUUAGACUUGAGAGAGUUUCUGAUGAUGAAUUCAAUAACUAUAAGCUUGUGUUCUGUCCACAGCAAGCUGAGGAUGACAAAUGUGGGGAUAUUGGGAUUAGUAUUGAUCAUGAUGAUGGAACCAGGCGUUUGGUGGUGUCUAAGAACAAACCGUUAGUGGUUCAGUUUCAAAAACUUGAUAAAGAAUCACUGGCCAAGAAAAAUCAUGGCCUUUCUCGCAGUGAGUGAGACACAAGUGUGAGAGUACUAAAUAAAUGCUUUGGUUGUACGAAAUCAUUACACUAAAUAAAAUAAUCAAAGCUUAUAUAUGCCUUCCGCUAAGGCCGAAUGCAAAGAAAUUGGUUCUUUCUCGU
Glycine soja is the source of this 1202-nucleotide messenger RNA. RefSeq names its product trypsin inhibitor A. Gene Ontology annotation, molecular function: endopeptidase inhibitor activity. The record is from RefSeq and is a predicted model, not a curated record. NCBI's taxonomy places the organism in Eukaryota, Viridiplantae, Streptophyta, Magnoliopsida, Fabales, Fabaceae. The transcript has a single exon. Bases 424 to 1077 code for a protein of 217 amino acids.